Messenger RNA from Heterostelium album PN500, 1557 nucleotides. RefSeq names its product protein kinase 1 (gene fhkC). Lineage: Eukaryota; Evosea; Eumycetozoa; Acytosteliales; Acytosteliaceae. Gene Ontology annotation, biological process: protein phosphorylation. Bases 1 to 1557 code for a protein of 518 amino acids. The transcript is spliced from 4 exons. Gene Ontology annotation, molecular function: protein binding; protein kinase activity; ATP binding. The record is from RefSeq and is a predicted model, not a curated record.
AUGGAGGUUAAAGAAGUAGAACAGCAGCAACAACCAAUAACAGAUGAAGUUGUUAAUAAUAACAGCACAGAUUCUACAACAGUGAAUGAUACACCAGAUGUUUUACAAAUUGGAGAUGGUGCUACCUGGGGUAGAUUGGUUUCACUCAACCCCAUUUAUCCAUCGAUCGAACUCAGGCAGAAUGUGGUGAUAUUCGGACGUACACCGGCGUUGUGUCAAGUGACUUUCAAUACACCGACGGUGAGUGGUAAGCAUGCAAAGAUUCAUCGUGAUCCAACAGCCAAACAGAAUAUCGUUUUCCUCGAGGAUACCUCUACCAACGGUACAUUCAUCAACAAAGAACUCAUUGGCAAAGGCAGCAAGAUCCUGGUGAGCAACGGCUGUGAGAUAUCAAUCAUUCCAAAACAAGGACCAGAGCGUAUCUCCUAUAUCUAUCAAGAUUGCUCCGAGGAGAAAGCAGAGAUCGAUCAAGGUGGUCCACAACCAUAUUAUGAUUUACGUGAAGUUUUAGGAACUGGAAACUUUGCAACGGUUAGACUUGCAGUUCAUAAGGAAACAGGUCAGAAAUAUGCAUUGAAAGUAAUCGAUAAAAAGAAGAUGUCAAUGACCAGUAAGAGAAAAGAUGCGUUGAUGGAUGAAGUCAAUGUUUUGACCAAAGUAAAGAAUGAAAAUAUCAUUUCUAUUAAAGAGGUAUUUGAAACCAAUAAGAAUUUAUAUCUUGUAUUAGAACUAGGAAUUGCUCAUCGUGAUUUGAAACCAGAGAAUAUAUUGUUGGCUAGACCCGAUAGCUUUGUGAUAAAGAUAUCGGAUUUCGGACUGAGUAGAGCACUCGAUGAAGGCAGCUACAUGAAGACGAUGUGUGGAACACCGCAAUACGUUGCACCGGAGAUCUUGACGAAAGGCGAGCGUGAAGGCUAUGGAAAGUCGGUCGAUCUCUGGUCGAUUGGUGUUAUCAUGUACAUCUUGCUCUGUGGAUUCCCACCCUUUGGUGACCCUUCCGAUGCACACUUCUUUGACAAGGUGAAGCGUGGUGGAUUCUCAUUCCCAUCGCCCUAUUGGGAUGGUAUCUCUGACGAAGCGAAAGAGCUCAUCAAGAGUUUGAUACUUGUCGACGUCGAGAAACGUUUGACUAUCGAUCAAGCACUUGCUCACUCUUGGUUUGCCAACCAUGUAGAUGAUCUCGAUAAAAUAAAUGUAAAGAAAGAACAAUCAUCACAACAAUCAUCGUCACAACAACAACAACAAGCAGAAGAGAAAGAAAAAGAGAAAGAGAAUGAGAAUGAACAAGAGAAACAACAACAACAACAAGAAGUAGUUAUAGCACAAGCAGAGACUGCCGAAGAUAAAUCAGCAGGAAAUGACGAAUCACUAGCUGAUAUGUCAAUGACAAGCGAUAGAGGUGAUAAUGAAGAUAAAACUAACUCGAUAACAACAAAUGAAAAUAACAAUGAUUUAGAAGUAGAAGAUCUUAUACCAAAGAAUCAAAAUCAAAAGAGAACUUUAAGUGAGAAUAGUGUUGAUCAAGAUGAAAAAGAAUUAAAGAGAGUUAGACAAUAA